Molecule: messenger RNA, 232 nt
Organism: Dentiscutata erythropus
Lineage: Eukaryota; Fungi; Glomeromycota; Glomeromycetes; Diversisporales; Gigasporaceae
Source: the annotation of a GenBank genome assembly
UGCCAAAAUGCAAAGCAUUGCAAGUCAGGAGAGGAAAGUCAAACAAUCCAAUGAAUUUGAUGAUGUCAAAAUAGGAAAAAAACCGGACACUAUAAUAAAGAUAUUUUUUAAUGAUCAAAUGUUCGAAAUUGGUUAUAUGGAGUGCUCAAAAAUUCAAUGUACUUCAGAGAAAGAAACUGAAGAUUCUGUGAAACUUUGGAGGGGGCUAAACGAUGGCAUGUCUUGGGUAUGA